Exophiala bonariae is the source of this 561-nucleotide messenger RNA. RefSeq lists its product as uncharacterized. The record is from RefSeq and is a predicted model, not a curated record. Gene Ontology annotation, cellular component: cell wall. Bases 1 to 561 code for a protein of 186 amino acids. Lineage: Eukaryota; Fungi; Ascomycota; Eurotiomycetes; Chaetothyriales; Herpotrichiellaceae. Gene Ontology annotation, molecular function: structural constituent of cell wall. The transcript has a single exon.
AUGCAUUCCAUCACACUCAGCACCAUCUCCCUCACCCUCGCCCUCCUCUCCACCUCGACCACCGCACAAAGCACCGUCACAGGCGCAUCACAGCUCUCCGACGGACAAAUCCAAGCACCCACAAGCACAGUACUGGCGUCAACACUAUCAUCACCGGCCGACCCAUCCGUGACAACCACAACGUCCGCGCCCUAUGAAAACCCAUUCACCGUCUACCUGACACAGACCAACUCUCUGGGCGUCAUCACCGGCCACCCAGAAGUCGUCACCAGCCAGCCCGCAGUCGUGACCUCGCAGCCUCCGUCCGCCACUCUGCCCUCGCUUUCGGGCUACUGGUACGGCAACGGCACCACCACGGCCAGCAGCACUGAGACGUCCGAGGCUCAGCCCACCACCCUUGCCACGAGUACUGUUUCUGGAAGUGGAACUUCCGCUGCCUCGGGUUCGAGGUCCGCCACUGCCACUUUCGCGCAGGCAACGGGUGCUGCCGUGUCGAGUAGAAUGGUCGGCGGCGCUGGUUUGUGCUUGGUUGCGCUGGCCAUGGGCUUUUCCAUGCUAUAA